Triticum aestivum (bread wheat) is the source of this 1008-nucleotide messenger RNA. RefSeq names its product Werner Syndrome-like exonuclease. Gene Ontology annotation, molecular function: nucleic acid binding; 3'-5' exonuclease activity. The coding region runs from base 73 to 816 and encodes 247 amino acids. The transcript has 2 exons. Lineage: Eukaryota; Viridiplantae; Streptophyta; Magnoliopsida; Poales; Poaceae. Gene Ontology annotation, biological process: nucleobase-containing compound metabolic process. Gene Ontology annotation, cellular component: nucleus; cytoplasm. The record is from RefSeq and is a predicted model, not a curated record.
CCCUAUAUAUGCGCCGGCGCAACGACUGAGUAAUAACACCCAAAGCCAGGAGCCCAGGACCCACCUCCUCCGAUGGCAAUCACGUACCAUGCACCGCGUCAAUCAGGCGAUCAACCAGUGGCACCCCGUGGCUCAAGGGUGGCCGCGGACAUUGUCAUGGACGACGGCACCGUGAUCCGGACCACCGUUACGUCGUCCGCCUGUGAUGUCUUGCUCUUUCUCCGGGAGCUCCAGGAACUAUUCUGCAAAGAGAUCCAUGACCACAAUUGCCUCAACAAGGUCCAAGAGCACCACCAUUGCCUCAUCGUCGGCCUCGAUACGGAGUGGCACCAAAUCUCCGUGACCGGCGGGAAGCCCCGGUACCAGAUCGCCGUCCUCCAGCUCUGCGUCGGCGACCGCUGCCUUGUCUACCAGAUUUUCCACGCCGACUACAUCCCUGCCGAGCUCGCGGCCUUCCUCGCCAACCCUGACUUCUGCUUCGUCGCCGUCGGCGUGGGUGGCGACGUCAAGCGGCUGCACGACGACUGUAACCUUGAGGUGGCCCACACGAUGGACCUGCCUCAGGUCGCGGCGGUUGUGCUCGGCCGGCCAGAGCUCCGGCAGGCAGGGCUCAAGACCCUAGCGCGAGAGGUGAUGAACACUCUCAUCGAGAAGCCGAAGAAGGUGAUAAUGAGCAAGUGGGCCGCGCCGCACCUGUCAAGGGAGCAGAUCCGGGUCGACAGCAGCGGAAGAACACGCCUUGCCGACAGUGAGCAUAACAUGAUGAUCAAUACUAGGCACGGUCCGCAACGUGAGAUCUGUUUGGAAGCAAACUAGCAUGGCACACUCGGUGGCCACUGGUCGAGAUCGUUGGCCCUUCAAUGGCAUCGACGCUCGCCGGAGUUGACACCCGCAAAUUUGUGGGAGAAAUGAAGGUCGUCAAGCUCGGACAAGGUUGGAUGGAGCAUAGUUGGGAACUAUAGAUUAGGAAGCAUGAUUUGUGUUUGGAAGCAUUACUUCCACGUGAUU